Orcinus orca (killer whale) is the source of this 7996-nucleotide messenger RNA. It is a transcript of the gene CTXND1, whose product is annotated as cortexin domain containing 1. The transcript is spliced from 2 exons. Bases 275 to 454 code for a protein of 59 amino acids. The record is from RefSeq and is a predicted model, not a curated record. Lineage: Eukaryota; Metazoa; Chordata; Mammalia; Artiodactyla; Delphinidae.
GUGGGCAUCUUGGGAGGUAAUCAGCCUUCUUCUGUCCUAUUCUGUUCCAGCUGCUGCCAGUGUGGGUACCUGCUCUAUAAGGGAAAGGCCACUGCUCUCACUGACUCCCAGCUGUGAUGUCUGGUCACUCCCCCUCCCUCCUGGAGCAGCCCCACCCAGGGUGCGAGCCCACCCAGUGGCCCUUGUGAAGUGGUGAUCACUCCGACCAGCAGGGGUGGAAGAUGGUACCAGUCAACCGUGAGCCGGAGGAGGAGCCUGAAGCCGCUGCCGAGAGAUGGACGACCCCACGCCUGAGCCCGUCUUCGUCGACGUGGACAAAGGACUGACCUUGGCCUGCUUCGUCUUCCUCUGCCUUUUCCUCGUCGUGAUGAUCAUUCGCUGCGCCAAGGUCAUCAUGGACCCUUACAGCGCCAUCCCCACAUCCACCUGGGAGGAGCAACACCUGGAUGACUGAGGCGCCCGCGGGCGGGGGCCGCGGCGAGGGACCGAGAGCCCAGCGCUCUCUGGACAGGGUUGCCCCAGGAUGUGCCUCUGUCCCCUGGCCACCGGCUUUCCAGCCCAUGGAGGCGAGAAAGGAUUUGGCCACCCGGGGAUGGAGAAGGUUCACCUUAGCCUUGCCUGCUCUCACAGGAGCAGCAGGGUGAGAUGCUCGGGAUGCUGUGGGUGUUGCAGUGGUGGGCCAGUCUGGGGAUAAGAGCGCUGGACCGGGAGUCAGGAGGCCUGGAUUCCAGUCUGGGGAAUCACUGUGAGCCUAGGGGGCGGUCAUCUUCCCUGGCUCGCGCACACCUUUUGGCAUCGGAUACGGGACAGUCACCCACCAUCAUAACAACAGUGGUCUCGUUUUGAGGAAACUCUUGCCCUUAACAUGCAAAGUAGCACACACACUGGGAGGCUCCCAGCACAGACGUUCACCUGAGCCCCAGCCCCUUCCCAGUGGGCCAGCAAUGGAGCGCGUGGUGACGUGGGAAAGGAGGUGGAAGGUGAACCACCCCAAAUUCACAAAAGGCACAGGGGCUGCUUCCCAACAGUAUUUUUUUUAACUAAAAUAUAGAGGGGUAUAUUUUUCCUGUUAUAAAUGAAAUGUGUAUUUUGGAAGUUUGGGAAAAUACAGAAAAAAUAGAAGGAUGGGGGAAAAUAACCCUUAUAAUCCCACUUCCCCAAAGCCGCCAUUUUGAUAUAUUUUCUCCCAGCAUUUUUUACAUGUAUUUUUAAAUAGUCAAAAUCAUACCGUGUGCAUGACGUUGUAUCACUUCAUGUUAGAGCAUGGACACUUUCUCAUUUCAUCAAGCACUCUUUAUAGCCAUCAUUUUUACUGGCUGCAGAGUAUUCCAUCAGGUGGAUAAGUCAUAGUUUCAUAAUUAUCUCCUUUGGUCUUACAUUUCUUUUUUUUUUUUUUCCACUAACUUUUCCUCAUGCAAAAUUAUUUCACCCAGUGACCUCUUGAGAGCACACAGUUAUGAGAUUAAUAUCGGACAGGAAGACCUGGCUUCUAGUCCUGUCAGUCACUCUAAGGCUGUGUGACCUUGAGCAAGUCACUUCACCUCUCAGUGCCUCCGUUCCCUGAUUUUAAAAAGGGGAGGAAAAGCCUUGCCCUUUUUGUUUUGUGUAAACCUCGUGAAUGAAAGGACAGGAGUGGGAGUGCUUUGAAUGUAACCGUGCUGUGGGGUGAGACAAGGGAUAAGUUGUUUAUAAUGACUUCUCCCUCUUUUCCCACCCUUCUGACCCCCUCCCACCCCAUCACCUAUGUCUAAGACCUUGCAGCAAGAAUAUUGGACCAGAGCCCACAAACCUGGUCCCAAGUCCCAACUCCUCUACUUCCUUGCUAUAUGACCCCAAAUAACUCAGCCUCUCUGAGCCCCCGUUUCCUCAUCUGUAACAUGAGGGAAUAACAUCUACCUCACAAGGUUGUUGUGAGGAUGAAAUGAGAGAACAUGGGCAAACAUUGGUGUAUUUUCUUGAUAUUACCACCCCAGGAGAAGCCAGGGGUCUGAGCUGGGAGGAAGAGAGGUCUGGCUUCCCCCCUCUCUGCAGAGCCUGGAACCCUGGGCUUUUUUUCAGUUCCACUGCUGAAAGGCCAAAUCUCCCAGCCAGGACCACUGGUCAGAGGAAUACUCACAGCAACCUCUCCCAGCACCUGACCUCAAGGGAUAUGGUGUCUAUUAAUUUAUGUAAUUAUCAUGGUCAUCGGUAUUCCCACAAACAUAAUAUGAAGUUAAACUAGACCACCAGAAUUCCCCUUCCUUCUGAAUGCAUUUAUUCCAUUCCUCUAAGGCACACCUGCCACCCCCAUCAGAAGUGCCCUGCAGCUGUGAAGAAGCUCAAGGUUCCCUUCCCACAACCUGCCUCCCAGCCAUGGGUCCCGCUCCAUCCCAGGUCACCUGGGAAGUGGGUUUCCAAAGCACCAUCACCACUAGGUGACCCCUGAAAGUGAACAAGCCCACGGCUGCUCAGACAGCUUUCCAGGGCAUAUCCAGCUGUUCCUCCCUCCACACCCUCACUGUGUGUGAUGCACAAAGGGACAGCUGGCAAAGGCAGUGGACCAAGGUGCAUUGGAGGCUCUGUGUGAGAGGAGGAUCUAGAGCAAGGACCUUGUACAUUGCCUCAGGCCUAGAGGCAGCCUUCACUCUGCAGCCUACCUCAGAGAUACCAAACACUUCUGUGAAAAGCUCAUCAGCACGGAUGUACAAUGCAAAUCAGAACCAACGCCCAAUCAGCUAAUAACAGAUCCCAAGGAACAAGAAGAGGUCUUGAAGACCUCACUUGGAGAUACUUAGAGCUCUCAGGAGUGAAAAACAGGUGCCUGAGGGCCGUGCUACUCAAACCGUGAUGAAGGACAAAUAGCAUCUACAACAUUGAGGGGCUUGUUAGAAAUCCAAAAUCAUGGACCCCUACUCCAGACCUACAGAAUCAUAAUCUCUGGAGAUGGGGCCCAGGAAUCUCUUAGCAAGAGAUUUGUAUGCAUGUUAAAGUUUGAGAAGCACUACCCUGGGGAUCCUUUGGUCUCAAUUAUUUCUUUUCCACACCUAGAUUUGCUAAUAUUUCCCACUCUAUCUCUUGACUCUUUUUUUUUGGUGGCAAAGGGAAAUAACAUUUCAGAAAAAGAUGGAAAAUUUCAAACUCACUCCAAAUCCAAGCCUCCACAAAAUAGUGAUCUCUAUUGUGUGUCCAUGUGUUCCCUUCUAAUCCUUGUCCACGUGCAAGAUAUUUUUUUCAUAAAAGCCUUCGGUUACAUCAUUUAAACCAAUAUCUCCUAACAUUUCGUCAUAAGCAUGUUUCUGCUACAGUCUUCCUAUUUAUCAUUUUACUGGCUAUAAACCACACCAUCUAGUGCAUGUACAUAGUUAUCCAGAGUCCUAUUAAUAAGUACUUAGAUUGCCUUCAUUUUCCCUAUUAUACAUGUUGCAAAAUAAAAAGAAAGAAAGAAAGCUAAAGACAGAUAUGACGAACCCUGGGCUUGCUCAGGUUGGCGGAGAAUAAAUAUUUAAAUAACACCCCCUCCAGCUUAGACACACAUGGGGGACGAAGAGUCAUCUAAACAUUUGAUCAUAUUAAGGGGAAAAACCAACCGAAAUGUCAAGCUCCUGCUGUUGCUUUAGCUGCUAAAGGAUGGAGGAGAUGGUCCUUUGUCAUCAGAGCAUCUUAGCCAGUUUCUAGCUAGCUGAGAUGAAGUUUGGGGUUUUGUAUGGAGAGGUAAACUGUCCAGCAAAAGACAUGAAGAGAAUUUUUGAAGACUGGAAGCUGGCAGAGAGCAAAUGAAAAGCAUCUGUGGCAUUGGCCCUAAUCCAGGACUUAAGGCAAAAUAUGAUGAGAGAGAAACUCCCCGCUGCAGGGAAAGGGUGAUGGAUUUUCCGGACAGUGGUGUCUCGUGGCUGAUUUUACGUUGUGGCCUGUUCUGUGCUCUGCUACAGUCCCCCCAUGUUACUCCAAACCCUCAGUAAAGUCUGAUACACAAUCCACUUUGUGGUUGUGGUGUUUGGGGGCAAUAAAGACAUCUGGAAGGGGGUCAAUGUGAAGAAAUGUAAUCUGGAAAGGGAGAGUCAUCCCAGGGACAAGUGAGGUAGCAGAAAUAAUCAGAAACAGGAAAUCAGAAAGCAACUAUAGUCCAAGAAGAAUUAAUUUUAAAAAAUCAGAAUGACGGUUGCUAGCGUAAAUGUGACCCCUGAGAAUGCUCAGAUGGGCUGAUAUGAAUAAUAGCACACUCGUUUUACCAGCCUGGUAUAUCAAUUCCCAUCAUCUCCAUUUCAUUUUUUUCCGAUUAGUUGCUCAAAUAUCUACAUGCUCUUAUUGAAUUGAAAGACCCGUGACUCCCUCUCCUAUAAAAUUGCCCCAGAAUUUCGAGGCUAACUCAAUCCAAAAGGAGCUGGUCCUAGGGCUUCCCUGGUGGCGCAGUGGUUGAGAGUCUGCCUGCCGAUGCAGGGGACACGGGUUCUUGCCCCGGUCCGGGAGGAUCCCACAUGCCGCGGAGCGGCUGGGCCCGUGAGCCAUGGCCGCUGAGCCUGCGCGUCUGGAGCCUGUGCUCCGUGAUGGGAGAGGCCACAACAGUGAGAGGCCCGCGUACCGCAAAAAAAAAAACAAAAACAAAAGGAGCUGGUCCUGCUUCCAAAUGUCAGGUAGAGAGAAUUUCAAAGCCUGGUGUGUCCACUAGUGUGGUUUCACACCCUGCAGUCUAGCUGUUGAAGAUGGGUCCUACGUGCGUGAUGGAUGACAACCUGCAGUGCCCUCUUUGGUUUAUAGCCCAGUCUGCUGAGAGGCGCUCGAGCUAAGCUCACUGGUCCACAUUCCCAUGCUCAUUCGUUCUGUCCAAACAGUACAGCCAGGUUGGCUGUGUUCAGAGGGACAGGACGGCCUCGGCCAUACCCACUGGCCCCCUGAAUCCUCACGUCCUUGAUCACCAUCAGCUAAGACUCUCCCUCCUUCCUGGGGAGUUUGUCUUUGGGACCCGUAUCACUCAGAACCCUAGCAGGAAAGAGAUGCACACUCAAAGCAUUAAAUGAAGAGGGUUUAAUGAAAGAAUAUUCCCAGAGGUUGGGCAGGGUUAAGGGACACGAAAGGGGUUGGCAAAAUGCCCAUGAAGGGCAGCAGGGUGAGUCCAUGACCACUUGGGCCUGAAGCGACAAGGGGAAGGGGUGUUCCCAGAAUCCAGUGGAAGCUGUAGCAGUGGGAGAGGAGUCCCCCAACAAAAGCCAUGGCCACAGGUGGACAAUCAAAGUGCAACCCAGUGAGAAGAGACUAUAUACCUUGACUUCUCACCUCCUGCCCCCUAAUCUCCUAUGCCAUCGGCCAAGAACAGAAGCUAAAGGACAGGGGACUCUGGGUGAUAUCCUUCAUAUAUAUUAACGAACUAGAGCAAACGAAAACUAACCAGUACACUGCACCCCUAUUACCACUCAGCGUCCAUCGCGGAUGGGGAAAAUAUGUAUGUCCCCAACAUAGGGGACAUAUAAAUUCCCAUCAACAACCACAUUGUCUGAGGCUGCUAUCAGUUUAGGUCCACUCCCCCCGGAACUUCCAUUGUAACGUAUCCACCUCUAGGUGAGUGAAUGAAACGAUUCCUAUAAAGCACAGCUGCUGGAGUCCCGUCUUCUACGGCUGGUCAGGAGGCCUAGGCUGAUAACCACAGUGUCAUUCUUCUGCCACCCAUUCCAUAUCCCCUCUACCUUCUGGCGGUCCCUCCACUGCCGGAGUCUUUUAUCCAGUGGAAUGACCCAAAUCUUCCUUCACAGAGGAUCCAAAUUCUCGGGCACUGUCUUUUUUUUGGUUGCCAGUUUCCACUGAUCCCCACCCCCUCAAAGAACUUGACAAGGCCUUGAAGGCCUCACCUGGAAGCAUUUUUGAAUACUCAGGAGAGAACAGGUGCCCUAGGACAUCGCUAGUCAUGCUACGGUCAUAGGACGGAUAGCAUCAGCGUCACUGGGGAGUUUGCUAGGAAUCUAAAUGCAUACCCCCACCCCAGACCUACAGAGUAGGAUAUGGGAUGAGGAAUAACGAGAGAUUCCCCAGUGAAUCCCUGGGUUCCAGAGCUAGCCCUCCUUGCCCUCAUUGUGGAGCAAUACCGUUUCUUCUGAGAUAUUGGAAUAAAUCACCCUGACAGCACAGUGAUCUCCACCUCCUAGUCCAAGAUGAGGAGACCCAAAUGGCUACAGGAUGAUCUCAGCUUCCAAUUUAACAGACCCAUGACUAUGUUCCCUGGUGGAAAUAUUUCUUCUUUGUUACUAGGAAUUUCCAAACCCACCAAGUCCAAGGUCACAGGAUGGAAAACAAAAAUUCUAUAACUGGGUUAUUAGGUAUCAUAGUGAGAGGAAUCACUCUCGCUUCCAUCCCUUGGUUCCCAGACUAGCAUCAUCCAGCUCAAGGGAAGAUGCCAACGUAUAUUGGUCUCUGGUUUAAGGUGAAUACUGCAUCCUGUAGGUCAGCCACCAUACCCGAGCCUUCCACAGGCCAUUCUAAAUUUCACUCAAGCCAACUGCUUCUGGGUGAUGAGGCAUGUGGUAAACCAGUGAAUUUCCUGGACAUGAACCCACAGCUGCACUUCCUUCACAAGUGAGUUCUCAGGGACUUCCCUGGCGGUCCAGUAGUUAAGACUUCGCCUUCAAAUGCAGGAGGUGCGGGUUCGAUCCCUGGUUGGGGAGCUAAGAUCCCACAUGCCUCGGGGCCAAAAAACCAAAACAUAGAACAGAAGAAAUAUUGUAACAAAUUCAAUAAAGACUUUAAAAAUGGUCCACAUCAAAAAAAAAAAAAACUUUAAAAAACAAACAGACAAGAAACAAAUGGGUUGUCUGGUUGAAGGUCAUGUUUGUGAGAUACGCUGAGAUCAAUGAAACACCACAAGCGGCGAGGAGGGCAGAGGUAGCUAAUCCGUAUGCAGAAUACGAAUCUAUUCCCACCACCCUCCAUGAUGGAAGGGGUCCAGUGUAAUCAACUUGCCAGUGGUGGCUGGCCUGUCUCGCACGACCCAUCCCUGGGGAAGGAUGCCGUGUAUCAGGGGCUGGGCAUUGGCUUCAUCCUGGGCAGGGUGCAUACCCAGAAGUGAUGGAAACCAGCCAGGUGGGCCUUAGUGAGGGAAAGCCCAUGUUGUUAAACCCAUGUACAGCCUCCAUCCCUUCCACUACGGUCACUUUGUUCACAGUACCACUGAGAACACACCAGAGUGGAGAGGGGAAGGCAUCCUCAGGUUGGGUCAUGGUGUCCACCUGAUUACUGACAGUCUUCUCUGCAAUAGAUACCUUUUGAUAGGCAUUUAGGUGGCACAUGAAUAUCUUCACAUUCAGGGCUCCUUCAAAGACAUCCUUCUACAUACAUCUCCUCAAGACUGCCUUGAGUCCUCUCUUCCAAUCUUACUGCAGUUGGGUCAGCACUCUGAUUCCCCUACUGGGGAAAGUCAGAAGCUCCCAACAGCAUCUUUAUCUGCCACAGACACUUCCUGUACCAUUGGGUCUGCUGGGUCUUAAGGCUCAAUUGGUCAGGUAGCUUUUGUCCCAGCCUGAACCGUUCUAGAGCCCUUGAUUGCUCUGGGUCCCAUUCCGAGCCAGCAGCCUUAUGACGUACCCGGUAAAUGCAGCAGAGUGGCACACACAAAUGUGCUCCACAUUGCCUCAAAAGCCCAAAGAGGCCCAUCUUCCAUGGAUGCAAGGAAAAGCAAGGUUUCUCACCUAAGAGGGAAUGUCCCAACAUGCCCCCGACUGCUGGAACCCUAGAAAGUUCUCCAAGAUGGCAGGCUCCUGGACUUCCAUAGGGGUUUUCUCUCACCCUCUGGCAAGCACGGGCCAUGUGUGGUCCUUGCUACUUCACCAGAGCCGGUUGGCAUAAUGUCAUCUAUAUAAUAGACACUCAUGAAGUUCUGUGGGUUGUUAAGGUGAGCAGGGCCCCUACAAUACAACAGAGAGAAGGAAAAUGGCAAAUCCCUGAGGUGAUGCAAUUAAGGGGUACCACUGUCCCCUGCCCGAUGAAGGUGAACUCUUUUUUAUUACCUUUAUUUUUUUUUUCCUAAAGUAAAAAU